AUGCUGCCCGCGGACUGCUCGCGCCGGCUGGUGGCUGAGCUGCGGGAUGCCCUGGACGCCUGCGCCGAGCGACAGCAGCAGCUGGAGCGGAGCCUGCGUGUCUCCCGCCGGCUGCUGCGGACCUGGGAACCAGUCGAGACGCCGGCUGCGGAGCCAGCCCCAGGGCCAGAAACUAAUGAAGAGGUCCCAUCUCCCGCAUGCACACCCAGCCGUCAAGAACUCAAGGAGCUGGAGCUUCUGACCCAGGCACUGGAGAAGGCUGUACGGGUGAGAAAAGGCAUGUCUAAGGCUAGAGAAAGACACGAGGCCCUCAGCCUCAAGUCUGGGGAUGCUGCCACUUCUGCCACCACAGCCUCUGCCCCGUCCCGGGCCUCAAGCCAGGUUUGGAGUCGAGCCUCAGAGACAAAACCACCCAGGGGCGCCCACCAGACCACGGUGCCUGCCAGAGGCCUCCCUGAGGGCAGGCUUCCAUCAGUGGGGGAUCGCACCCGUAUGGCGAGAGGAGCCCGAGCCACCAAGCCUGGACCAGGCCUGAGGGACCAACAGAUACCCCCAUCGGCUGCUCCUCAGGCCCCAGAAGCUUUCACACUGAAGGAGAAGGGCAUUCUGCUGAAGCUACCUAUGGCCUACAGGAAAGCGGCUUCCCAGAACUCCCGCCUGUGGGCCCAGUUCAGCUCUACACAGACCAGUGACUCCAGGGAUGCUGCUACCACGGCCAAAACCCAGUUUCUCCAGAAAAUGAAGAUGAUGUCAGGCUGGCCCGGCUCUGGGCUCAGUGCUGCGGAGGUGGAGGCGGAGGUGGGGCUCCUCCGGAAGGCCUGCUCGCUGCUGAGAUGGCAAAUGGAGGAAGAGCUCUCGGCAGACCCUGCUGACUGGAUGCAGGAGUACCACUGCCUGCUUACCCUGGAGGGGCUGCAGGCCAUCACGGGGCAGUGCCUCCACAGAGUGCAGGAGCUGCGUGCAGCGGUGGCGGGACAGCAGCUGAGGCCCUGGCCUGAGGGGAGAUGCCCCAGAGCCUCAAUGCCCUGUGAAGGAAGAACAGACUCUAGCUGGAGCCCCCAGCUUCUUCUCUACUCCAGCACCAAGGAGUUGCAGACUCUGGCGGCCCUCAGGCUGCGGGUGGCCAUGCUAGAGCAGCAGAUCCACCUGGAAAAGGUCCUGAUGGCUGAACUCUUCCCACUGGUGAGCACACGGGACCCGCAGGGGCCAUCCUGGCUGGUGCUUUGCCGAGCUGUGCAUAGCCUGCUCUGUGAGGGAGGGGAGCGCUUCCUCACCAUCCUUCAAGAUGAACCUGCCGACUGA
Molecule: messenger RNA, 1302 nt
Organism: Odobenus rosmarus divergens (Pacific walrus)
Lineage: Eukaryota; Metazoa; Chordata; Mammalia; Carnivora; Odobenidae
Gene: TEDC2
Product: chromosome unknown open reading frame, human C16orf59
Exons: 10
Coding region: 1-1302 (433 amino acids)
Source: RefSeq, a predicted model, not a curated record